AGUUAUUUUCCGUUUACUUUGAAUAUUGUUCAUAUUUUUGAAUUGAAUACACAAAACUGUUUUCUACCUGGUACUACCUACUGAACUGGUUAUGUUUUGGAAGAAGCUCUAUUAGUACUGUAGAACUUUUCAAGAUGGUGUCAGCAGAAACUAAAAGAUUAAUUAUCAAGUAUCACCAGAACGGAUAUAGUCAUCGACUGAUACACUACUUGUUAGAAAGCAAACAUAAUGUUGUUAUAAGUUACUCAUAUCUUGUAAGAAAGGUUAUUCCAUUGCUGGGACUUUCUAGAAGGGGACAAAUGCAAGCAGACUUUGAUGAGAUUGUUACUUUAUCAAAGAAUGAGAUUGGUAAUGGUGUUGCUGGGUCUGAACAGUUUCGUAAACUUAUGGCAGUGAAGCAUGGCAUCAGAUUAACAAGACAGUUUAGUCGUGCAGUAGUUGGAGUGUUUGAUCCUGAGGGAGUUGAGAGAAGAAAAAGAAAAAGACUAAGGAGGAGACAGUACAUUAACAAGGGACCCAAUUAUGUUUGGCACCUUGAUGGUUAUGAUAAAUUAGUACAGUUUGGUAUAUGCAUCCACGGUUGUGUUGAUGGGUUUAGUAGAAAAGUUAUAUGGUUAGAAGCAGGAAUUACUAAUAGACGACCUGAUGUUGUAGCCUCGUAUUAUUUGAAUGCUGUAGAGAAAGAGGAAGGAUAUCCAUGCAAAGUACGUGCUGACCAUGGCACUGAAAAUGUUGUUGUUGCUGCCAUGCACAGAACAUUAUCAGGAAAUGAUAACAGUUUCCUGUUCGGAAAAUCCACAUCAAAUCAGAGAAGUAUUGGAACAGGAAUAUAUGCAGUUAAUACAGCUGUGACUGUUGGGACAGAAAACGUGAUUGUUGGGACAAGGAUUCAAUGUGAUGUAUGGGUGAUCUGUAUCAGCACAUUAGCUGGCCGGAACUACAUAUAUAUACAUAAGGUUUAA
Mercenaria mercenaria is the source of this 962-nucleotide messenger RNA. RefSeq lists its product as uncharacterized. The coding region runs from base 135 to 962 and encodes 275 amino acids. The record is from RefSeq and is a predicted model, not a curated record. The transcript has 11 exons. NCBI's taxonomy places the organism in Eukaryota, Metazoa, Mollusca, Bivalvia, Venerida, Veneridae.